Molecule: messenger RNA, 854 nt
Organism: Saccostrea cuccullata (small rock oyster)
Lineage: Eukaryota; Metazoa; Mollusca; Bivalvia; Ostreida; Ostreidae
Exons: 4
Coding region: 48-551 (167 amino acids)
Source: RefSeq, a predicted model, not a curated record
AACUCAGAUUUAAAGCCUCAUUUAAUAUUUAAGUUAACAGAUCCUGAAUGUUUAUAGUAAUCAUCAAUUCACGAUAUGCUUUAACAAAAAUGAAGUUUAUCUCCAAAGUUAUCUUAUUUGAGAUAAUUGUUAGUACACAAUCAGUCUUAUACAUCCAAGAAAAUUGUUCAAGAAAGGGAUAUCAGUGCUGCUAUAACCAGUAUCUAAACGAUAGGACUAAAGAAUGUACUGAAUGUCCAGCUGGAUCUAUUGGAUGGAACUGUGAGCUGAGCUGUCCAUCAGGAUAUUACGGACGCUUGUGUCAAUCUCAAUGCAAGUGUCCAGUUUCCAACUGCCAUAAUGCUACAGGAUGUACAGGAAAAGAGCAUGGCAAUAUAAAGAUGUCUUCCUUACAACUGCCAAAUGAGUUUACAACAAGAUCUAGAGAGAAAGGCCAGGACAUCAUAACACCAAAAGAGCCAAAUGGAGGUACAACACCAGAAUCCAUAGAUAUGACAGACUCAAUACAACGUAAUUUCAAUAAAAGAAAAACUCAAUUUUCAGUAACAUAAUACACUUAAUUAUUGACUGGGUUCAAGGGUAGUGUGUGUUUUAUAUUGCCCAAUAUCCAAACUGUUACUGUCAAUUAUUGCUCGAGAACACGGUCAACGAGUGCUUUUAAAUACCUUUUAAUUUUGAUAUGUCAUGCAUGGAAACGCCUGCUUCCAUUACGAUUUUUGACAAGAUAUAGCUGACUCCGCCUACAACGUCACGUUAAAUACGUCAUAUCUGUCCGAUAUCUCAUUUGUGAGUGUGAUAUCUCACUCAACGGUCCAUUGGUAAUCUUUUUAAUUGCUCAAAAACGAAAAAAAUUA